CUGGCCGCGGGUUCGGUACGAACGGACAACCGGUCUCUGACUGCUUCUAAUUUGCAUUUUUUAAAUUGUUUGAUAAAAUCACACGCGUGAAUUACUACCUCAUAAUGUUUGGUCUACGUGCGUGCGCCAGAAUUGGAACGCUCCUUCGUAAUGGUACCCACCAGCACCGUGCCAUCGCUAGCCUUUCGGCGCUGCCUGAUACACAUCAGAUGCUGCAGAAAACGUGCCGUGAUUUCGCCGAUAACGAGCUGGUCCCGAAUGCGGCCCGAUUUGAUCGGGAGCAUCUCUACCCGACGGAGCAGAUCCGCAAGAUGGGCGAACUGGGACUGAUGGCCGUUGCGGUGAAGGAAGAGUACGGUGGAACCGGGUUGGACUAUUUGGCGUAUGCCAUCGCAAUGGAGGAAAUAUCCCGCGGCUGUGCAUCGGCCGGUGUGGUGAUGUCGGUUAACAACUCGCUCUACCUCGGACCGUUAACACACUUUGGCAACGAGCAACAGAUGCAACAGUACGUGGUCGGCUACACAGACGGGGCCAAGGUGGGCUGCUUUGCCCUUUCCGAGCCGGGCAACGGAUCGGACGCCGGUGCGGCAUCAACGACCGCAACCCGGCAGGGCGACCACUGGUUGUUGAAUGGAACAAAGUGUUGGAUCACGAACGGCUAUGAAGCCGGGGCAGCGGUCGUUUUUGCGACCACCGAUAAGAGCCUCAAGCACAAGGGCAUCUCCGCUUUCAUUGUGCCGAAAGAUGCGGCCGGUUUUUCGCUCGGAAAAAAAGAAGACAAGCUCGGUAUCCGCGGCUCGUCGACCUGUUCUUUGAUCUUCGAAGAAUGUGCCAUUCCCGCCGCAAACUUGCUCGGUGAGCCGGGGUCAGGAUUUAAGAUCGCGAUGCAAACACUGGACGCGGGGCGCAUCGGGAUCGCCAGCCAGGCGCUCGGUAUUGCGCAAGCAUCGCUCGAGUGUGCCGUCGAUUACGCCGGAAAGCGGAUGGCGUUCGGAAAACCGAUCGCAAAACUACAGGCAAUACAAAGUAAGCUAGCCGAUAUGGCUACGCGAUUGGAAGCGGCCCGAUUGCUCACUUGGCGUGCGGCGUGGCUGAAGGACAACAAAAAACCGUUCACGAAGGAGGCAGCGCAAGCCAAAUUGGCCGCCUCAGAAGCGGCCACCUUCUGCUCGCAUCAGUCCAUCCAGAUACUGGGCGGUAUGGGGUACGUUUCGGAUAUGCCGGCCGAGCGACACUACCGGGACGCUAGGAUCACGGAGAUUUACGAGGGUACGUCCGAGAUCCAGCGGCUCGUUAUCGCCGGUGCCGUACUGAAAGAGUUGACGCGCUAACCUCGUCAUGAUGAAGAAAUGAAGAAUUUAUUUUUAAAUACAUUGUGUAACAUAAUUUUGGAAUUGUUAUAAACUUUAGACGGUUCAGUUU
This is a messenger RNA of Anopheles bellator, 1422 nucleotides long. It is a transcript of the gene Arc42, whose product is annotated as short-chain specific acyl-CoA dehydrogenase, mitochondrial. The transcript is spliced from 2 exons. Gene Ontology annotation, biological process: butyrate catabolic process; fatty acid beta-oxidation using acyl-CoA dehydrogenase. NCBI's taxonomy places the organism in Eukaryota, Metazoa, Arthropoda, Insecta, Diptera, Culicidae. Gene Ontology annotation, molecular function: flavin adenine dinucleotide binding. Gene Ontology annotation, cellular component: mitochondrion. The record is from RefSeq and is a predicted model, not a curated record. The coding region runs from base 105 to 1331 and encodes 408 amino acids.